Messenger RNA from Lingula anatina, 2451 nucleotides. RefSeq lists its product as uncharacterized. The record is from RefSeq and is a predicted model, not a curated record. Lineage: Eukaryota; Metazoa; Brachiopoda; Lingulata; Lingulida; Lingulidae. Gene Ontology annotation, cellular component: nucleus; cytoplasm. Gene Ontology annotation, biological process: regulation of canonical NF-kappaB signal transduction. Gene Ontology annotation, molecular function: K63-linked polyubiquitin modification-dependent protein binding.
AGGAAAUCCCACUUGUGUUACGUGCAAACUUUCCUGGUUCCAUUAUUUUCCUUGGUUUCGCUUGGUUUUUACGAUUUCGAUUGGUUUCGAAAUCACACGACGAAAUCACACAUUGUAUAAAGGAAUACAAGAUCUGUUUCUUGACCUUGAGAAACCGACGACAAAAGUCCAAAACGUGACGGCGCAGGAUAAUUAAUGAAAGUUGUCUUAACGUUGUUCGUGCUGAAAUCCAGCAUCCGCUUUUAAAUAAGGAUUUUCCAAGUGGCUCAAAGAAGUUUUUGAUAAUCUAAUUUAACAUCUGGUUACUGAAAAGUUAUUCCAAGAAGGAACGUAGGUAAGUUAAAUAUAAAGAGAGGCCCAACGCCCGGAAUUAUAUGUGACACUGGCAGACAUGGACCCACCUACUCAAGAUCUAGAAACAGAUUGUGGAGCUGUACCAAAGAAAUCAGAAGGUAAUGAGUCUCCAGAAUCGACCAACAUGACGCACUCUUCUUUGCCAGAGGGCUUACGCAAAAACCUGAUGAAUAACUUGCCGCAGGAAAGUAGUGUACAACUGUCAACCGAAAAUCUUGUUAGUAUACUUACAGAAAAAGAUCAAGAUUUAGCACAAGAAAAAGAGAAAGUAAAACAACUCGAAGAAGCUCUAGAAAGGACAGAGAACAGAAUGGCAAAUAUCAUGAAAGUUCAGCUCAAUCUUUCCCAAGAAUUUCACAGCUUACCAUUGAAAUUGGACUCUGGGAAAAGUGGCACUUCUGAUAAAAAUCAAACUGACAGUACACUAAGACCAAGGGGAUUGGCAGAUGCCAAUGAAGGACAGACAGAAAGCAUGGCAAAUAUGACAUCCCAGCUUGUACUGACACCUGGGAUUUCAAAAACAAUGUUUGACAAUGUUGUAAGGGAGAAUGUUAAAAUGAAGAAAACCGUACGAGAACUGUUGAAAAAGGAAGGAAUGGAUGUAAAAAUGUUCAUGGAGACAAAAGAAUUGGAGGAGGUAAUUAAAAAACUUAGAGAAGACUUGUUUCAGAAGCAAGGCCAGGUAGACCAACUAGAGAGGUUAAUUCAGAACAGCAGCGAUGAGCAGUCUCCAGCUUUGCUACAACAACUAACUGAACUCCAGCUCAAGGUACCUAAACUGGAAAAGGGUCUAGCAGCCAAGUCUCAGCUUGUUGACAGCCUUAGCCAGGAAUGUGAUAAAUUGCGAGGAGUUUGUACACAACUAAAAUCUAAGGCCGACUCUCUUGAAGUAGAAAACCAGAAACUUCAAAGUCAAAUCUCUUCCACUCCUAGGCAGAAUGUAGAAGAACUGGGUAGACAGAGGCAAGAGUUCCAGCAAGUGUUGGAAAAUUACCGAAAAGAAAUUGGAAAUCUACAGGGUCAUCUCAAACAAGAAAUAAUAGCACGGGAAAAAUUGCAACUUCAGUGUCAGGAAUAUGCAGCAAGUUACCAAGAGUUACAAGCUCGUCAGCCAGCAGGCAACAUGCCCCUCAGUCACAUUGAAUUGAGAGAACAAAUUACACAGCUUGAACAAGAAAGGGACUUGUUGCACUAUGAACUGAAAAAAACAAUGGAAGAAAAAAGUCUUAUAGAAACUCAGAAUGAAUUUUUCCGUGAAGAUUUUGCUACUGAACAAAGAGAAAAACAGAAGCAGAAGCAAAAAUACGAACUCUUCAUCAGCCAACAGCAGAUGCAGAUCAGACAGUUAAUAACAGAAAAUGAAAAAUUCCACAAACACAUCCAAGAACUAAGUAAAAGCAAGAACAAACAGUCAGCACCCUAUAUGGCAGGAUGCAGUGCUGCUAUUUCCUCUCCGUUGCCUUUAAACACAAACAGGGAAGUUAUGGCAGAUGGACCCGGUAACAUGCAACAGGAAGAGGAAGUGGAAUUAGAGUGUCCCAGAUGCAUGAGGCAGUUUACAGACUAUCAGAAAUUUACAGAACAUACACAAAAGUGCACAGAUUCUUAAAGUUAAUAUUGUGAAUACGUAUGCAAGUGUCGAACUGCUCAAUUUACUUUGGGAAUUGUCAAGAAAUGAAAAAAUAAAUGCAUAGCAUUGCCCAACAUAUAGUGGAAGAGCCAGAAUUCUAACACAUCAAACAGGAUGUCUUUAACUGGUCAAAACAGAUCUGUUAUUUUAAUGACGAACAUAGGGCAUUAUGUAUAUUAUAGUGUUUUCAGACUUGACUGCAGACAGUUAUCAAUAAUGUAUCUUUUAGUGCCUCACUGUCACCUCCGGUUAAUUGUUUUCAUUUUCUGUUUGUAGAAAAUGUUAAAAUGUUCCAAGAGACCCACUGAAAAGGGCACUUUAAAAUUAUACAUCUCCAUUUACUUUAGUUGUGAUUUAUAUGCCUGUCAUCAAACAUAUCAACAUUCAAUGGUGCUACCCUAACAUUAAGGUGUUUGUUAUUUGUUAAUGCUGCUGAGCUUUCAAAAUAAAGUUCGUUACCUACAUGA